This is a messenger RNA of Penicillium roqueforti, 969 nucleotides long. Its product is annotated as NRDE family protein. The record is from RefSeq and is a predicted model, not a curated record. Gene Ontology annotation, cellular component: Golgi apparatus. The transcript is spliced from 2 exons. Gene Ontology annotation, biological process: protein secretion; Golgi organization. Bases 1 to 969 code for a protein of 322 amino acids. NCBI's taxonomy places the organism in Eukaryota, Fungi, Ascomycota, Eurotiomycetes, Eurotiales, Aspergillaceae.
AUGUGUAUCGCAUUAAUCUCAACUUCCCACCCGAAAUACUCGUUGAUCAUAAUCAACAACAGAGAUGAAUUCCUCCAUCGUCCAACAUCUUCGCCAGGCUGGUGGCUAAGGCCAUCCUCACAUGUCCUCGGCUCACGAGACCUAGCCCGACCUACACAAGGCACUUGGAUGGGGGUCACCAGGCAGGGAAAGGUGGCAGUUCUUACCAACUACCGUGAGGACUCCACCAGCGCAGCCAUCGGAAUCUACAGCCGGGGCGCCAUCGUCAACAACUGGUUGAUCGGGUCCACCGACAAGCGGGAUGAUACCGAAGAGUUUGUGCAAAGCAUCGUGGCCAACCCAGAAGUAAGACAGGUGGGGGGUUUCAGUCUGGUGUGUGGACGUAUCAACGAGCCCUUGGCCAUUGUCUCCAACCGUUCCACAUACAUGGAUCAGAUCACUUGGGUGGCAACGGAGAAGAACCAGACACGUGGGCUCAGCAACACAAGCUUUGAUGACAGAUCCUGGCCCAAGAUUAUUAAUGGAGAGCAGUUGAUGGAGGCUGCUAUUAAUGAGCAUGUGCAAAAGGGAGACGCGGAGGACGAGGAUGCAUUGAUUGAUCGUCUGCUGCAGGUCCUCAGCACUGAUCGCCUGCCACGACUGCCAGAGAAGGAGGCCACAAUUGAGACAUACAUUCAACAUCUGCACAAGACCAUCUUCGUUCCGCGCAUCGGUACUCCAAAUGAUCCUGAUCAAGAUGCAGAGGAUAUCGCUGCAGCGCAGGUACAGGAUGAGAUCUACACCCCGGCAAAUGGGGCCCCGAACCAGAGUUUUACCUGUGGAUCAUACGGGACACAGAAACAAACUGUUCUCCUGGCACGACCGGAUGGACGGGUGCGAUAUUUUGAAAGGACGCUGUAUGACAAUGACGCGAAGCCUGUGCCGAUCGGUCAAGGUGAUUAUUCAUUUGAAUUUAACAUCACAGAGUAG